UUCGUACACAUAUAAAUUAUCGAAAUAGUAUAUUGUAUAUUGUGAAGAAAAAAAUAUAGAAAUAUAAUGUAUCUAUUAUGUAAAGAUGAAAGUGUAAAGAAAGUUUUACAUAUAUAUCGAGUUAAGACAAUCUUAUCAGAACCACGGCUGAAAUAUAUUCCUCUUCGCCUUCGUAUGUACAGUUUUAUUCCAAUUGAAGCUCCACGAGUUUGCUUCACGUUCCAGAAUGCCGUAAACGGAACGAGCGGAGAAGGUACGUGCAUGUCUACGAGUGAAAGGAAAUUAGUGGCCGAGGCUUGGGCGACUGCUGUCAAAACAACGAAGCAACACUUGAUGAUUCAAAUAGGCGGUACAAAUCUGCCUGAUGUUCUUGAACUCGUUAAAAGUUCAAUUUCUUUCCAACAAUGGCUGGUGUUAAAUGGAGGUGUUCUCUUCUAUAAUUCCAAGCGACUUACUUACACGACUUCUUGUUCGAAGGCAAAACACGCUGAAAGCAUCAAAGCAGAUUCUAUCCUCUGCCUGCCGGAAUUAUACUUUAAACCAAGCACGUCCGAGCAAUUGAAGGAUUAUUUGAGACUCGUUAGUUUAGCAGCUCCGAACACACCACUUCUAUAUUAUCAUAUCCCGAUCUUCACUAAUGUUCAUAUACAUAUGGGCCAGUUUCUCGAAUCUCUCGACGAGGAGGAGAUUCCAACGUUCGUGGGAAUAAAAUUCACAAGUUCCGACUUGCAGGAGGCUGCUCGAGCUUUGCGUGCCAAUGACAGAUUCGUGGUAUUCCUUGGAAAUAACGAGCUGAUGGACGCUGCUUGCGCGCUAGGAAUGAAUUCUUUUAUAAUAACAAGCUUAAGCAUGUUCCCAGAGCUCACGGUCGACGCGUUUACAGCCGGAAACGCAGGAGAUCUGUUGAAAGCAAGAAAAACUCAACAACGUUUGACAGACGUUCUGACGACUAUAGGCAAAUAUGGAACUUUUAUAGAGACCAUGAAAGCAGCAAUGUCUUUACUGACGAACAUCAAUCCAGGUCCUCCACGUGCGCCUCAGCAACCUUUGUCUGCAGAAGCUGUGGCAUUAAUGGCAAAGGAUUUAAAAAAUUUAGGGUUCAGUGUGGAAUAUAGAAAGAAAGGGUCUAAAAACGAAGAUGCAGUUGCAAAAGUUUGCAAAUCAAUCCUCUUAAUUAGUUCCUUUGGCAAAUCCAAAAUUUGA
Heterotrigona itama is the source of this 1203-nucleotide messenger RNA. NCBI's taxonomy places the organism in Eukaryota, Metazoa, Arthropoda, Insecta, Hymenoptera, Apidae. The record is from the annotation of a GenBank genome assembly.